Molecule: messenger RNA, 655 nt
Organism: Camelina sativa (false flax)
Lineage: Eukaryota; Viridiplantae; Streptophyta; Magnoliopsida; Brassicales; Brassicaceae
Product: thionin-2.1
Biological process (GO): defense response
Source: RefSeq, a predicted model, not a curated record
CACUUCAUCAAUACAAGUAAACAAGCUUAUAAGUGUUUUCUUUAUACGUAUAAACAUCUCGUGAUCAAAACAAGUAACCAUUCAAAAAAGAUGAAAGGAAAAACUUUGAUUUUCAGUUUGCUCAUAAUGAGUCUCGUCAUGGCACAAAUUCAAGUAGAAGCAAGGACCUGCUGCCCGUCCAACAAAGCUAGAAAUGUUUAUAAUAUAUGUCGUCUCAAUCGGUCCAGGCAAAAGUGUAUUUCAGUGAGUGGAUGUCAAGAAUCUGAUACAUGCCCUCCUGGCUGGGAAAACGACAUUCUGGAAAACUCAGAUGAUGUUGUUAAUGAGUACUGCAAGUUAGGGUGUGAAACUUCUGUUUGUGGUGCCAUGAACACUCUCAAAAACUCUGAUGCAAGUGAGAUUGUGAAAGGAGCCCUUGAACAAUGUGCUAAGGCAUGUUCUACUUUCUGCACCAAGAGCUCUAAAGCCACACUUGUAACAGCCUAGACUGUUCUAAUUGUCGUGUAUGUGACAAAAAUAAUGCUAGACUCUUUGAAUAAUUUGUACUUCUGGUAUGUGUGUGUGCAUGUGUCGUAAAAGGCUGUCGAUCUCUAGAUUGUUCAUGCCCUCUACUUCCCUAUCAUCUCUUAAUAAAGAAUAACCUGUCUUUUAUUAA